Messenger RNA from Penicillium bovifimosum, 918 nucleotides. RefSeq names its product GID4/VID24 family protein. Gene Ontology annotation, cellular component: GID complex; extrinsic component of membrane. Gene Ontology annotation, biological process: protein catabolic process in the vacuole; protein targeting to vacuole; negative regulation of gluconeogenesis. NCBI's taxonomy places the organism in Eukaryota, Fungi, Ascomycota, Eurotiomycetes, Eurotiales, Aspergillaceae. The transcript is spliced from 4 exons. Bases 1 to 918 code for a protein of 305 amino acids. The record is from RefSeq and is a predicted model, not a curated record.
AUGCCGACACCGAGUGAUUCGAUCGCCGAGGCGAUCGCCGCCCGCACGACAUGUCCACCCGAGCCCGACAGGACUCCGACCUGGCGCGACACACCGGAUAGCGCAUCAAACGGGGACCCUCUUGAGGGAUUAUCACCUGAGAUUCCAAUUGCGCCCUCUGUCCCGAGUCGAUCUGAUACCGGCGGUACUCCCGAGCCGCUGAAGGUGGAGGGGAAGGUGACGAGUGUCGAAGAGGAUGAGCCCGUCCGGGCUACCUCACCCGCCGAGUCAACCUGCCCUUCCAAUCAGUCGCUAGAAACUUCCUCCGGGUCCUCACUUCUAAGUUGGGAAUUUUCUAACGUUCGUCUUACACCGAACCAUACUUCAUUUCUUCGUUCCGGCAGCAAGUUCGUUGGAACACAGCAAUCGGACCGUCAGGUUUACAAUGUCGAUGUCGAGAUUAAGCAUGUGGAUAUGGCUGAGUCCUACCUCUGCGGUUAUCUCCGCAUUCAAGGCCUUACAGAAGACCACCCUACUUUGACCACCUUUUUCGAAGGAGAGAUUAUUGGUACCAAACACACUUUCCAGACUCGUAAUGAGGCUUGGGGCGCAUCGGAAAAGACCGACCUACACCAUUGGUCUCGGUUUCCUGCCUGGCGUCCCUUGGCUAAACAGGCCAAACGAGCCGACUUCACAUACCGCAACUUUACCCAGCGUGAGCACAUAUUUAUGAGAUGGAAGGAGUCGUUCCUGGUACCCGAUCACCGGGUCCGGACUAUUUCGGGUGCCAGUUUUGAGGGAUUCUAUUACAUUUGCUUCAACCAGAUUGAAGGAACCGUCAGUGGGGUCUACUUCCAUGCAAAGAGCGAGCGGUUCCAACAACUUGAACUCAAGCAUGUCGAAGAUCGUGGAUGUGCACCAGCAGUCGAGUUCCGCUAG